Kickxella alabastrina is the source of this 625-nucleotide messenger RNA. RefSeq lists its product as uncharacterized. The coding region runs from base 71 to 577 and encodes 168 amino acids. The record is from RefSeq and is a predicted model, not a curated record. NCBI's taxonomy places the organism in Eukaryota, Fungi, Kickxellomycota, Kickxellomycetes, Kickxellales, Kickxellaceae. The transcript is spliced from 2 exons.
CUAUUGUUUUUGCAGGAGGCGUUUUCUCUUCAAACUAUUUUAUUUUUCGUUUAUUUUUUGUGUACUAUAAAUGGCGUUCAGAAUUGAAAACAAUAAAUUGUUUUUACAGCAAGUAGAUGAGGGUCUCUCUGUUUUGUACUUUUACAAUAGUAAAGACGGCGGAGCCACAUCAACCUCCGUGUUUCGCAACGCUUCCAUCAGUCUCAUUCGCAAUGCCAAACGCUAUACAUCUUGCUGGAGGCAGUUUACGUUUGACAGCAGCAAUAUUACCGUACCAUUCACUACUAAUGGAGUCAGCGAUUUGCCAGAGUACCUCAACAAGGCAGUGGCAGCUUUUUCAAAAGAUAAAUGGUCGCUUAUGCUGCCAGAUCUGCUGCAUGGUAUUUUGGCCAGCAAGUUUUCCUUUGUGACUUGUGCAAUGCCUGCGCGCGUGUUGAAGCCCCUUCCCCAAUUGCCACUGACUAAUACCACUGUGUCUCCACAAAACAUUAAGGCUUUGCCUAUACAGACUAAAAUACCGCGACACCACAAACUGCAACUGCUGCAUCACCUCAAGUGUCAUCCGACUGCUGCGUAAUAUUAUAACUUUUAUUAGUUUUGGAAUUAUAUUGUAAUAUCAAAUGUG